Molecule: messenger RNA, 2031 nt
Organism: Austrofundulus limnaeus
Lineage: Eukaryota; Metazoa; Chordata; Actinopteri; Cyprinodontiformes; Rivulidae
Product: high-affinity choline transporter 1
Exons: 9
Coding region: 18-1655 (545 amino acids)
Biological process (GO): choline transport; transmembrane transport; acetylcholine biosynthetic process
Cellular component (GO): plasma membrane
Molecular function (GO): choline:sodium symporter activity
Source: RefSeq, a predicted model, not a curated record
UCCACAGACAGAUCAACAUGGCAGUAGAUGUCCCUGGGUUGGUGUCUGUCAUAAUUUUUUAUGUCUGCAUCCUGGCCAUUGGAGUCUGGGGAUCUUGGAAAUCCAAGAAAGUGGAGAAGAAAUGCAUCGGCACCAAGAGCGAAAUUUCCAUCAUUGGUGGUCGCAACAUCAAUGUCCUGGUUGGGAUUUUCACCAUGACAGCGACGUGGGUUGGUGGAGGUUACAUUAUGGGGACCGCUGAGGCUGUUUAUAAUCCAUCUCAAGGUCUCAUCUGGGCUUUAGGGCUGCCUGCAUAUGCUAUAAAUUUCCUUCUGGGUGGAUUGUUUUUUGCAAAACCUAUGAGGUCAAAGCGUUACGUGACCAUGUUGGAUCCAUUUCAGAAUCGCUAUGGCAAAGCUUUCACUGCGUUACUCCUGCUUCCUGCUUUGGUCAGUGAUAUAUUAUGGGUUGCCUGCAUCCUUGCCGCUCUGGGUGGAACAAUGAGCAUCAUCCUCGGGCUGUCGUCCACCAUCUCCAUCAUCAUCUCAGCAGCCGUCUCCAUCGUCUACACAUUUCUAGGUGGCCUUUAUUCAGUGGCAUAUACGGAUAUUAUCCAGCUUUGUUUUAUUUUUGUCAGUUUGUGGCUCUGUGUUCCCUUUCUGGUGCUAAGUCCUGCAGUAACUCUGAUCUCACAAACACCCGGCCUCAACCAGACUCAUGGAAACUCCUGGGUGGGUCACUUGGAGCUGAUGGAUGCAGGGAAAUGGGUCGAUGAGCUUCUGCUCCUGGCUUUAGGUGGAUUGUCAUAUCAAGCUCUGUACCAACGGGUUCUCUCAGCAGCAUCAUCGACUCAGGCUCAGAUCACCUGUUACGCUGCUGCUGGCACCACUUUUAUCAUGGGGAUCCCCUCAGUUGUCAUUGGAGUCAUGGCUGCCUCUGCAGACUGGAACCAGACCGACUACGGCUUCCCCCCUCCUUUUGAGCGUGGAGAUGCAGGGAAGAUCCUGCCCCUGGCCCUGCAGCACCUCACACCCACCUGGGUCGGCGUGUUGGGGAUCGGCUCGGUGGCUGCAGCCGUCAUGUCCUCGAUGGACUCGGCGCUGCUGUCGUCAGCCUCCAUGUUCACACAAAACAUAUACAAGACCAUAUUCAGGAAGCAGGCUUCGGACAGGGAGCUCAUGUGGGUGAUCCGUGUCAGCGUGCUGCUCGUGGGCCUGGCAGGGACCGGUUUGGCGUUUGGGGAUGACAGCGUGUUAGCUUUCUGGAUCUUAAGCGGAGACCUGAUCUAUGUUGUGAUUUUCCCACAGCUGGUCUGUGUGCUGCAUUUCAAGUGUGUGAAUUGUUACGGUGCCAUUAGUGGCUUUGUGGUGGGUUUGCUGCUGCGAGGGCUGAGCGGGGAGCCUGUGCUCGGGAUCCCCACUUUGCUCCGAUACCCUGGUUGGAGGGAGGAGAAUGAUGUGAUCGUACAAUACUUUCCUUACAGGACCGUAGCCAUGCUCUCUUCUUUAAUAUGCAUCAUGACCGUCUCCUGGCUGCUGGACCUGACCUUUCGUCGACAGCUGAUUCCUCAGUCCUGGGAUCUACUGAAGGUGUUUAAAGAGAAAAAUGAAACAGAGGCAGAGGAAAUACAUGGCACAAGGGAGGAAGUCAAAUAUGCUCUUACUACAAAAUUCUAAGCAAACAUUGGACCCAAACACGCGGCCCAUUACUGCAUUUCGAUGGGAUCUGUUUUUUCUAAACAGAAUUAUGGUCACAAAAACUUGAUUAGUCUAGUUCUCUGUUUGUUUGUUUUUUUAUUUCUUACUGGAUUCAGGUGCUUCUAAUAACACUUUGUUUUUUUUCUCUAAUUUAUUUUCAAACAAAUUUUUAAUGUCGAUACAUCAAGGUCAAAAGUGAUGAAGCAAGUUUGCUUCUUUGCACACAGAAACAAAGCUUUAAUGCUGGAGGAGAAAAUAACUAAAGUCACAAGUCGUGGUAGAUGUGUUUUUUUUUCUGAAACAGUUUCCAUGUUUUAAAAAAAUAACCUAAAGCUGUGUUUAAAUAAGCUCCAUG